Messenger RNA from Piliocolobus tephrosceles (Ugandan red Colobus), 2137 nucleotides. It is a transcript of the gene CCDC7, whose product is annotated as coiled-coil domain containing 7. Bases 545 to 2008 code for a protein of 487 amino acids. The transcript has 18 exons. NCBI's taxonomy places the organism in Eukaryota, Metazoa, Chordata, Mammalia, Primates, Cercopithecidae. The record is from RefSeq and is a predicted model, not a curated record.
AACGGCCCCAUUCGGCGCCGGCAGCGGGCGCCCGGCGGUCUUUGCUGCCGCCCGGGGGCGCAGAGGCCGGGCCUUUUCUUUCAGCACAAACGUCAGUUUGUAAAAGGGUGGGGCUGGAGUCUGAGUUUUCAGGCUUCUGUCUCGAAGGAAGUCUGGCAGGCUCGGAAUUGCUAUCUUCCUCAGGCAAAUAGUUUUUCAUCUUAGAGCCAGCCUUGGCAAGGCCAAACCGCCCAGUCACCCGACUUCCCACAGUCUCAGCAGGUACACAGGGCGGGGAGCCUCGCGAGCGGCUCCCUCAGCCGGACCUGAGGGUUUCGGGAGAGUCCUGGCUUUGCACUUAGUUUUCCCGCUGCCUGGCUGCCUCCGUGGCGGUUGUGCUGCUUUUUAUGCAAGAUCUGGGAUCGAAGGCAAAUCAUCCUUUCCCUACGCCCCCUGCAGACCCUUGCCGCGCUCCUCGAUUUUGUACACUGUCAUUAAAGUGUUUGAAAUGAAUGGAGGAAUAAAUUUUUUUCAUCUAUAAUUUGGAAGCCAAGUCAGUAACAAAAUGAAACCAGUAAAGCAUCUGUUGACCACCAGUAACAAAUCAGCAACUGUUCCAGCAUUAACUACCAAAAAAGGACUACAUAAUUUACCAUUAUCACCUAAACUGAAGGAAAAACAUAAUGCAAAAUUAAUUCAUGAUAAAAUUGAACCAAUGGUUCUAAGAUCUCCACCAACAGGAGAAUCCAUUGUACGGUAUGCUUUGCCCAUUCCAUCGAGUAAGACAAAGAACUUACUACCAGAAGAUGAAAUGAUCGGAAAAAUUAUCAAACAUCUGAAGAUGGUUGUUUCCACUUUGGAAGAAACCUAUGGACACUGUGAUCAGAAUGGAGAAGAACCAUUUGUAAAGCGUGAACAUGAAGAAUUAUCUUUAUCUGUUGGGGAUGAUAUGAAUUCAUUCUUGACAUAUUGUUCACAAUUUGCAACUCAGCUAGAAGCAGUGCUUAAAGAAGAACAAAAUAUUUUGGAAUCUCUUUUUAAGUGGUUUCAGUGGCAAGUCAAUCAGAUGGAAGAAAUAAGUAAAGAUCAAACUCUUUUACAAGCAGAGCCUCCAGAACCUGACAAAACAGUCACUUUAAAUAUUGCACAAAUAGUACGCCUUUUACAAAGAUUUGAAGAACUGAAGAAUCGCCUUAAACAGAGGUCUAAAUCCUCCUGGAAAGUCAUGUUGUCUAAAAGCAUGGAUGAAGAAAAUCGACCAGAAGCAGUGAAAAGUUGUGAAGCUGUAGCACGGAAAAUUGAAGAAUUCAUAGAAGCCCACUCAACUGAUGAAUUUAAAGGUAUUUCUGCAACAGAACCACAAACUGCUCAUUCAAUGACUAAUCGAUUUAAUGCCAUGUUGAAAGUAUUUGAAAACCAGGCAAAUAUGUUGGAGAGAGCUGUAAAUGAUCAAGUUUUGUUAGAUGCUGAAUACAAACAGAUACAACGUGAUUUUCAGUUGUUAUCAGAAGAGAAGUUGGUGCUGGAAAAUGAACUACAAAAGUUGAAGGACACAGAGAAAACUAAGCCUACAAAUAAUCGAACAAAGAAAGCUGCGAAAACUGUGAAGAAAAAAGACAAAGGAAAAUCUGAGGAUUCAGAAAAGAAGAUUUCUCCAGAAAAAGAGUUUAAAAUAAAAGAAGAUUUGGAUCAAGUACAGAAAGUAGCACGUCUGGAAAUUGAGAACAAAGUCCUUCAGGAGCAAUUGAAACAGGCUUUACAGGAAGCUGAAAAAGCUAAGCAUCAACUUAACUAUUUCCUAAAUCAAGAGAGGAAGUUACUUAAAAGUGAGGGGAAAACUGAGACAACCAUGCGAGUGGGUAAUAGUCAAACAGAAGUUAAAGGUGAAGAUUCAAAAACUAUACCAUUGGAGAAGGAAACAAGAAAAUCACUGGUUUCAGAUUCAGGUGGACAGAGGGCAAGUGAUAAAAUCCAAGAAUAUCCACAGAUCAUUGCCCAAAGCGGAAGACUGAUUGAAAAAAGAUCCUAAUAGAGUUUCUGAAAUACUUUGGAAAAGUCUCCCAAACCUUCAGAGAGUGGAUGGGAGCGAAGUAAGGAGACCCCACCUGAGCAGAUACAUGGUAUUGCUUACAAUAAAGUACAAUUUUGCUCUUUACAA